This is a messenger RNA of Hibiscus syriacus, 1424 nucleotides long. RefSeq names its product purple acid phosphatase 2-like. Lineage: Eukaryota; Viridiplantae; Streptophyta; Magnoliopsida; Malvales; Malvaceae. Gene Ontology annotation, molecular function: metal ion binding; acid phosphatase activity. The transcript has 8 exons. The record is from RefSeq and is a predicted model, not a curated record. Bases 4 to 1398 code for a protein of 464 amino acids.
AAGAUGAAAUCUCUUUCUUCUUUUGUUGCCAUUCUUCUGGGUUUGGUUAUGAACUCAGCUGUGUUAUGUAAUGGCGGAAAGACCAGCGUCUACGUUAGGAAAGUGGAGAAAACAGAGGAUAUGCCACUCGACAGUGAUGUUUUCCGAGUUCCCCCAGGCUAUAAUGCACCUCAACAGGUUCAUAUAACACAAGGAGAUCAUGAUGGAAAAGCUGUGAUUGUUUCAUGGGUGACCGAGGAUGAACCAGGUUCCAGUGCUGUUCUUUAUUGGAGUGAAAACACCAAGCACAAGAAAAAGGCUGAAGGCAAAUUCAAUACUUAUAAGUUCUUCAAUUACACCUCUGGUUAUAUUCAUCACUGUACCAUCAGAAAUCUAGAGUAUAACACCAGAUAUUACUAUGAGGUUGGUUUGGAUCAUACUAGGAGAAAAUUCUGGUUUACAACUCCUCCUGCAGUUGGUCCCAAUGUCCCAUAUACAUUUGGCCUCAUUGGGGAUCUGGGGCAGACCUUUGAUUCGAAUAGCACAUUGACUCAUUAUGAGCAAAAUCCACAGAAAGGUCAGACAGUAUUGUUUGUUGGAGAUCUUUCUUAUGCAGAUAACUAUCCCAAUCAUGAUAAUGUAAGAUGGGAUUCAUGGGGAAGGUUUGUUGAGAGAAAUGUUGCAUACCAACCAUGGAUAUGGACUGCAGGAAAUCACGAAAUCGACUUUGCCCCUGAAAUCGGUGAAAAUAGGCCUUUUAAGCCUUACACUCACCGGUAUCAUGUUCCUUUUCGGGCAUCGAACAGUACCGCUCCCUUUUGGUACUCGAUAAAGAGAGCUUCGGCGUACAUCAUAGUCUUGUCUUCGUAUUCGGCCUACGGUAAAUACACUCCUCAGUACAAAUGGCUUGAAGCUGAGCUGCCAAAAGUUAACAGGAGUGAAACACCAUGGUUAAUAGUUCUCAUGCAUUCUCCAUGGUAUAACAGCUACAACUAUCAUUACAUGGAAGGAGAAUCCAUGAGAGUAAUGUACGAGCUUUGGUUUGUGCAGUACAAAGUUGAUGUCGUAUUUGCCGGCCAUGUCCACGCCUAUGAACGAUCAGAACGUGUAUCCAACAUUGCAUACAAUGUUGUAAAUGGCAUAUGCACUCCUGUGAGGGAUCAAUCCGCGCCGGUAUACAUUACGAUCGGCGACGGAGGGAAUCUCGAAGGCUUGGCAACCAACAUGACGGAGCCACAGCCGGCCUAUUCGGCAUAUCGUGAAGCGAGCUUCGGUCACGCCAUUUUCGAUAUCAAGAACCGGACUCAUGCUUAUUAUAGUUGGCAUCGUAACCAUGAUGGAUAUGCAGUUGAAGCUGAUUCAAUGUGGUUCUUCAACAGAUUCUGGCAUCCAGUUGAUGAGACCUCAACCUCACAAUGAGAAUUACAUUGCAGUGUUUCCAUUUU